CACACACACACACACACACACCACUACAAACAUUUCUGUACAGUGAGGAGACUCUCAAACUAUCCGUCCUUGUUAGGGGAACUACAGGGACACUGAGAGAGAUGGCACAAACCGACAGCCAGAGUUCAACUUUCUCUGAGAUAGUGGAGCUGAACGUGGGCGGUCAGGUGUAUGUGACCCGGCUAGAAACUCUCACGGCGGUCCCCAACUCUCUCCUGUGGACCAAGUUCACCCAGAGCUCCCCGGGAGAUCUGCCCAAAGACAGCAAGGGCCGCUUCUUCUUCGACCGGGACGGCUUUCUGUUCCGCUACAUUCUGGAUUACCUGCGGGACUCGGAGCUCUUCCUGCCCGAGUUUUUUAAAGAGAAGAGGAGGCUGCAGAAGGAGGCGGACUUCUUCCAGCUGCCGGAGCUGUCGAGGCGCCUGGCGGCCGUCAGCAAAGACAGCUCGUACACGGAGGACAGCGGGGAGCAGGAGGAGGCUGAGCUCACCAGCCCCGUCACCUCCUCCUCGGACCGGACCCUGCGCUCCCCCGGGGCCGACGCCGGCUACAUCACCAUCGGGUACAGAGGCAGCUACACCAUCGGGAGGGACAUUCAGGCGGACGCGAAAUUCCGCAGGGUCGCGAGAAUAACCGUGUGCAGCAAGAUCUCCCUGGCUAAAGAGGUUUUUGGGGAGACCCUGAAUGAGAGCCGCGACCCGGAUCGUCCUCCUGACAGAUACACCGCCAGGUAUUACCUCAAGUAUAACUUUCUGGAGCAGGCGUUUGACCGGCUGGCCGAGGCUGGUUUCCACAUGGUGGCCUGCAACUCCACCGGGACCUGCUCUUACGCCAGUAACGACCCGGGGGAAGACAAACUGUGGACCAGUUACACCGAGUAUGUUUUCUUCCGAUGAACUGCCCUCAGGGUGCAAAAGUGCAUUCAUGCUCACCACUUGUUUUAACUCCUCACACUUGGAGCAAUCACUUACUUAAAUUGUUUAAACAUCCCAAACUGGCAGCUUCAGCCGUGUUUAGGUUCACUUUAUGUUUUGUCACUCUCUGCUAACUUCUCUGCCAUUUUCUCCUCUCUUCUGCAAGAGGAGGACUUACUCCAAACUCAAACAUGAAUCUCAUUGGUUAGUGAGGAGUAAAUACACAAUGCUUUUUUUUUAUUUUUUCUUCUAAAGAUGUCCUUGGUUGGGUUAUUUUUGUCUUUCUGCCAUCACUAAGACUAUUGUGUUCUUAAUUAAAUAAAUGACAUAAGUGGUUACUCAUGUUAGAAGCUGGUUUCCUUUGACCCUCACUGAGCUGUACUCACAUUUGUCAUGUUACUGUAGAGGGUACUGUUGAUCUUUAUGAGGACAUAUACUGUAAAUAGCCUACUGUUUUGAUUCUUGAUUGAUGGAUAUGGAUGACAGAAAGUUGCAUCUUUGAUACAAUACUUUUGUUUGGAUUAUAUCAACCACACAUAGAGCACCACUUCUUUUAAGAUUGGGACUUCUUCACAAUGCUACAAUGUUAUGUGCCAUUUUCGAGCUGUUGUCAUCGUUUCCUCUUUAGAUAUAAAUCUACAGCAAAUAAAGUGUGACACUGUAACACUA
Centropristis striata (black sea bass) is the source of this 1583-nucleotide messenger RNA. RefSeq names its product BTB/POZ domain-containing protein KCTD12-like. The record is from RefSeq and is a predicted model, not a curated record. The transcript has a single exon. Bases 102 to 896 code for a protein of 264 amino acids. Gene Ontology annotation, cellular component: presynaptic membrane; postsynaptic membrane. Gene Ontology annotation, molecular function: protein binding. Gene Ontology annotation, biological process: regulation of G protein-coupled receptor signaling pathway; protein homooligomerization. Lineage: Eukaryota; Metazoa; Chordata; Actinopteri; Perciformes; Serranidae.